AUGCCCUUGACCUCCAUAGCGAGCGCAGCGUCAUCCAACGCACGGCUGCACACCGCCGCUGGCUUCCUCGUUCGCCUCGACCUCCUCCACGAGCGACCUCCUCCACGCGCGUCCUCCUCCUCAGGCGUCCUCCUCCUCAGGCGUCCUCCUCCUCCUCGCAUCCUGGGCAUAUCAGCGUUGAUGGAGAUCCCGGCCGCGUGGAUGUGGCUCGCCGUCCUGGCGUUCGCGCCGGGUACCUCGGCCUUCCAGGAUCCGUAUGAGCCGGAUCCGGCGAAUCCCGUGUGGGUGUUCAAGGCCUUCAACUUCCUCACCAUUCUCACCGGGUUGAAGUACAACCUGGACCUGUACGUGCCUCGGACGGAGAGUCCCCUGCCCGUUCUCUAUUUUCUCCCCGGAUUUCAAGCCACGGUGCCCUCGACGCUGUACAGCACGGUCUUGAAACACGUUGCCAGCCAUGGAUUUCUCGUCGUCGGAGUCUGGAACCCGCUGGGCAUAAUCGACUCCGACUAUAGGGCCAAGGAACUGGAAGGCGUGGUCGGCUGGGUGGAGAGAAAUUUGGAGAACUGGCUGAGGAAGGACCUCCCGCUGCAAGUGAGCCUGGACCAUGCCCGGUCCACGCUGGCGUGCCAGUCCGCGGGAUGUCACAUCGCGGUGUCCUUCCUCUCCAACCAGGGUUGCGCGAACUUCAAAUCCCUAGUCAUGAUCAGUCCCGUGGAUGGGAAGGAUCCUUUCGGGAUCAUCCAGCAGUUCAUCAUCACGCCGAAUGAGAAAGUGCCUUUCUCCAUCCCCAGCUUGACCCUUGCCGCGGGACUCGAUCCGUUGCAGACAAUACCAUUCUUCCCCGCCUGUGCGCCGGAGAAUCUGAGCAACAAGAGAUUUUUCGACGCCAUGCGAGACGUUCCGAGGUGGUACAUCAGUGCCACGGACUACGGGCACGCCGACCUCUUGGACCCUAUCUAUGUCGCAGGCAAUCAACUGCUCAAGGUCUGCUCCACGAAUCCAUUAACCGACAAGGCCACCUACAGGCGGUACAUCGCCGGGCAGAUCAUUGCGUUCCUGCGAUCCUUCGAGAGCUUGGAGUCCUGCGAGCAGGCCCUGCCGCGGCUGAGGAGCCCGACCUUGGUCCGGGUCGAGACGGUGUCGUCCGGACUCGAUUGCGGGACGUCGACGCCGACCAUCGUCGGCGCCGACAAGUGCGCCGGCGGGGUGGCUCGGUGA
Molecule: messenger RNA, 1218 nt
Organism: Darwinula stevensoni
Lineage: Eukaryota; Metazoa; Arthropoda; Ostracoda; Podocopida; Darwinulidae
Source: the annotation of a GenBank genome assembly